CGUCUACGGCUAUGUGAUGGCAAAUAGUAGAGGUGAGGAUCUCACUCACUGGCAGAAUCUCAUGGAAACUGCCCAUGGCGCGUCAGCCAUCGAUCAUGUCCAAACCGCCGAACUGGAUUUCGGAAUUUCAAAUCGAGCUAUUGUCACCAAGGACCCCGAGAACAUCAGAGCUUUACUCACCGGCCAGUUCGCGGACUAUGGCAAAGGAGAGCCUUUUCAUCACGACUGGAAGGAGUUCUUGGGCGACAGUAUCUUCGUCACAGAUGGCGAACUUUGGUCCCGUUCGCGUCAACUUAUCCGGCCCAUGUUCACCAGGGACCGCAUCGUGGACACAGAAAUCUUCGAGCAUCACGUUCAACACCUUAUCCCUCUCCUGGCUGGAACCAAGAGCAACAAGGUCGUCGACGUGACUCCCCUGUUCCUUCGAUACACCCUAGACGCUGCCACAGCCUAUCUCUUCGGCGAAGGCACCAACAGCCUGCAGAAUCCAGCCACCAGCUUCGCCGAAGCCUUCAGCUACGUACAACAUCGGCAAAGCGAGAUCUUCUGCUACGGCCCCUUCAAUCCCAUCCUCUCCCGUACCAAGUUUCGACAAGAGCUUAAGAAAAUGAACGACUUCAUGGCACCCUUCAUCCAGCGGGCUUUAUCCCUUAGCCCCGAAGAACUUGACAAAUCACUCUCAAAGCAAGAAACGUUUAUCCACGCCCUGGCACGCUUCACCAGAGACCCCAAGGUCAUUCGAGAUCAACUAACGGCCAUCUUGCUCGCUGGGCGCGACACAACCGCCACGACUCUCGCUUUCUGUUUCUUCGAGCUAGCCCGCAACCCCUCCGUAGUUGCAGCCCUCCGAUCUGAAAUCGCCUCCCGCCUCGGUCUAGGCCCAUCCGGCCGCAAACCCACUUACACCGACCUCAAGGACAUGAAAUAUCUCACUGCCGUGCUUAACGAAACGAACCGCCUCUAUCCUGUUGUUCCCUUCAACGUUCGCUACGCUCUGAAAGAUACGACCCUCCCCCGCGGCGGUGGCGCCGAUGGCAACGGGCCUGUAGGUAUUCGUGCCAACACGCGGAUGAUCUACUCGACCAUGAUGAUGCAGAGGGAUCCGGCGCACUACCCGCUCCCUGGAAGUAAGAACUACUUUGAUCCUGGCAAGUGGGUCCCGGAGAGAUGGAUGGGUGAUUGGGUGCCGAAACCGUGGCAUUUCAUUCCGUUUAAUGGUGGACCUAGAAUCUGUCUGGGACAGCAGUUCGCUAUGAUUGAGAUGGGGUAUACGGUGGUGAGAAUCUUGCAGGUAUAUGAGUCGCUAAGGGCUAUGCCGCCAGCCGGGAAGGACAAGGUCGAGGAUCCGAUGCUGAGAUUCAAAAUUACUUUAAACCCGGGAAGCGAGUUGAAUUGUGUUUUUGAGUGAUGGUAAGGACAAGUUGAAAGGUAGGGGUGAUUACAAAAAUCAAGCGGGGAAUGGAGGAACUGAUUGUUACGGUAGUCCAUGCUUUUUUUUAGUUGGUAAAUAUUGUUCUAUGGAAUGGGAGUCUUUAUAUGUACUCGUAA
This is a messenger RNA of Aspergillus welwitschiae, 1548 nucleotides long. Its product is annotated as cytochrome P450. The transcript is spliced from 2 exons. The record is from RefSeq and is a predicted model, not a curated record. Lineage: Eukaryota; Fungi; Ascomycota; Eurotiomycetes; Eurotiales; Aspergillaceae. Gene Ontology annotation, molecular function: oxidoreductase activity, acting on paired donors, with incorporation or reduction of molecular oxygen; monooxygenase activity; iron ion binding. Bases 17 to 1408 code for a protein of 463 amino acids.